This is a messenger RNA of Effrenium voratum, 312 nucleotides long. The record is from the annotation of a GenBank genome assembly. Lineage: Eukaryota; Dinophyceae; Suessiales; Symbiodiniaceae.
AUGUCGAGGGUAUCCUGGAGAAGCGUGUUCCCCACCGAGCAGGCCACAAACCUGGCCGUUUUUCGUCAGGAUUUUGGAUCUUGCCUCCAAGGUCACUUAGCGCAUUGGCAGCAGCUGGCGGACGCGAAGCAGUUGCUGCUGGGCGGCGCCCUGGACCCGCCGGAGGCUGCAGUGCUGGUGCUCCGAGGGAUGGAGCGGGAGAAGGUGGAGAGCCACAUCCAACAGGAUCCCUACGUGGUGAACGGCCUGGUGCCUUCCUAUGAAGUCAAGGAUUGGAACGUCGUCGUCGGAUCUGCGCUGUGCGCAGAAUAG